Phaethon lepturus (White-tailed tropicbird) is the source of this 870-nucleotide messenger RNA. RefSeq names its product transmembrane protein 50B (gene TMEM50B). Lineage: Eukaryota; Metazoa; Chordata; Aves; Phaethontiformes; Phaethontidae. The transcript is spliced from 6 exons. Gene Ontology annotation, biological process: protein targeting to vacuole; late endosome to vacuole transport via multivesicular body sorting pathway. Bases 78 to 554 code for a protein of 158 amino acids. The record is from RefSeq and is a predicted model, not a curated record.
GUAUUUAGGACGCAGUUGUUAAUGGAAGAAUUCAUGUAUAAGUACAAAAUAAGAAGGGCAAUCUAGUCUUUGAGGAAAUGGCAGGAUUCCUAGACAACUUCCGGUGGCCAGAAUGUGAGUGUAUUGACUGGAGUGAAAGAAGAAAUGCCAUCGCUUCAAUCGUUGCGGGUAUAUUGUUUUUCACAGGUUGGUGGAUAAUGAUAGAUGCUGCAGUAGUUUACCCUAAGCCAGAACAAAUGAACCAUGCGUUCCAUACCUGUGGGGUGUUUUCAACACUAGCUUUUUUCAUGAUAAAUGCUGUAUCAAAUGCACAGGUGAGAGGAGACAGCUAUAGUGACGGAUGUUUAGGAAGAACAGGUGCUCGUGUCUGGCUCUUCAUUGGCUUUAUGUUGAUGUUUGGUUCACUUAUUGCUUCAAUGUGGAUACUUUUUGGAGCAUAUGUUACACAGAACACUAAUGUUUACCCUGGAUUAGCAGUGUUUUUCCAAAAUGCGUUGAUAUUUUUCAGUACUCUGAUCUACAAGUUUGGAAGAACAGAAGAGUUAUGGGGAUGAGAGAUCACGUGUAGCAUUGUCUAUUCCAUAGUUGCUAUGUCGUACUAUGUAUGUAGAUAUAUUUACAUUUAUUUGUUCUUGUUUUGCUUUCUAAAUUGUGUGAACUGAGACAGAUUACAGUUUCUGUAAUAAGCUCCCUCUUUUCACAGGACAGAUUUGUGAAUAUGUACAUAUGACUGUAUAUAUCUUUAAAAAGGGAAUGUCAAGCUUUCUUUCUGAAAUCUUCAGGCUUAUUUCUUCAAAUACAUGGGUUUCCAUCAACUCCUAAGACUUGAUCUUCCAAACUUUCACAUGUGUCGGAGACUUCAGUGGAACU